GUCCUCCUUCGGCGCCAAACUCGUAGAGAUUCGACGGCCCGCUCGUCGGCCUCGGCGUUCUGGGCCCGCGUUAGAAUCCGGGACCGGACGGACGGGAAAGCUUACCCGAGUGGGGACCGUAAGGGAUUCACCUUGAAAACCUAGGGGAGACCGCGGGUUCGAGUCGGGAAUUGAUUAUUUUUCUGCUGCUUCCCUCUCAACAUGAAAGAGGAUCAAGUUGUGCAGGAAGAAUUGGGAUUCCAAGAUGAAGAGGAAUCUUUGUUUCAAGACAUUGACUUGUUACAAAAGCAUGGAAUUAAUAUGGCCGAUAUUAAGAAACUGAAGUCUGUAGGAAUCUGUACCGUCAAAGGGAUACAAAUGACGACCAGAAGAGCCCUCUGCAAUGUCAAAGGGCUCUCAGAAGCCAAAGUGGACAAGAUUAAAGAAGCAGCCAACAAACUUAUUGAACCAGGAUUCCUAACUGCAUUUGAAUACAGCGAAAAGAGGAAGAUGGUUUUCCAUAUCACCACUGGGAGUCAGGAAUUUGAUAAAUUACUAGGAGGUGGCAUUGAAAGUAUGGCAAUAACAGAAGCUUUUGGAGAAUUUCGUACUGGAAAAACUCAGCUGUCUCAUACCCUCUGUGUGACAGCGCAACUUCCAGGAGCAGGUGGCUACUCAGGAGGAAAGAUUAUCUUCAUUGAUACAGAAAAUACUUUCCGUCCAGAUCGCCUUCGUGACAUUGCUGAUCGCUUCAACGUAGACCACGAUGCAGUACUGGACAAUGUACUCUACGCUCGUGCCUAUACUAGUGAACAUCAGAUGGAGCUACUUGAUUAUGUUGCAGCCAAGUUUCACGAAGAAGCUGGCAUUUUCAAACUAUUGAUCAUUGACUCAAUAAUGGCACUUUUUCGAGUGGAUUUCAGUGGCCGUGGGGAAUUGGCUGAGCGGCAGCAAAAAUUGGCCCAGAUGUUGUCACGACUCCAAAAAAUCUCAGAAGAAUAUAAUGUUGCUGUUUUUGUGACCAAUCAAAUGACUGCAGAUCCAGGAGCAACUAUGACCUUCCAGGCAGAUCCCAAAAAACCCAUUGGCGGACACAUUCUGGCUCAUGCUUCAACAACAAGAAUAAGCUUGCGAAAGGGAAGAGGAGAACUGAGGAUUGCCAAGAUUUAUGACAGCCCUGAGAUGCCUGAAAAUGAAGCCACCUUCGCAAUAACUGCUGGAGGAAUCGGGGAUGCCAAGGAGUAGGUGGAGAAUUGGUACAGAUUGCUUCUUGGUGCUUAUUAGGAGCUGGAGAAAUGGAAAAGCAGUCUUGAUUUUACAUCUUGAAAUAAGAGUUUGUUUGCUUUUCUCCAUGUGUUAUUAAAGGAAAGUCAGAAAAGAGAUUUAAAGCUUAUAUUUAUCUUAAAAGUUCCAGCCUGAUAUAACCAACUAUAUAUACACUGCUUGUUGAUUGAGAAAUAUGCAUACAUAUUCUUGAAUUACUUGAUAGACACAUAUGCAUACAUGUGCCUGUCAGGUAUGGGAAAGGGUACUCAGUACCCUUCCUUCUGUCUUUCAAAGUGAGCCAUUAAGCAUACAGAAAGCCAAGGAGCUCAAAGAUGUCCCACUCCCUCAGACUUCCCUCAGACCAACAUUUUCUGGGAUAUACAUACAAUGACCUAUGUAACUGGAUGCUGUUCCCCAAGAGGGAGAUGUGUAAGGGGGAAUGUUUAGAGUACACCAAGGAGCUGUUGGUAUUCACACUGGCAGCCUGCACAUGCAUCUUUACAGCAACAGAAGAGAAACAGUAGGCCAACUUUUAAGUCAUUUGACUUGUCAAGUUGAAAUGACUUUUAAAAAAUGCAUUAUGAUAAUUGGGCGUGGUGGUGCACACUUGUAACCUCAAUAUUCCUGAGACCUAGGCAGCUUUAGCUACAUAGUGAAUUCAAGACUAGCCUGGGCUAUAUGACAUUGAUCUAAAAAAGCAUGUUUGUAAACCUUAAAAAAAAAAAAGCAUGUUUGUAUAUUUUGGGUAGAAAAUUCAAAGUGUUUUAAAAUUUUAGAGCUAAUUUAAAUG
Molecule: messenger RNA, 2035 nt
Organism: Peromyscus maniculatus bairdii (prairie deer mouse)
Lineage: Eukaryota; Metazoa; Chordata; Mammalia; Rodentia; Cricetidae
Gene: Dmc1
Product: DNA meiotic recombinase 1
Biological process (GO): DNA repair; chromosome organization involved in meiotic cell cycle; reciprocal meiotic recombination
Cellular component (GO): condensed nuclear chromosome; nucleus
Molecular function (GO): ATP binding; double-stranded DNA binding; DNA strand exchange activity
Source: RefSeq, a predicted model, not a curated record